AUGGCUCCAGAAUUGUCGCCCACAAAAAGCGACAAAGUAUCCAAGGCUCUUGUACCGGACGAAAACGGCUACACCCGUCUGCACAUCACGCCUCUGGACCAGGAGCUCGUGAAGAUUGUCAUCCCAGCCUCUGUGCUUCCCAGUGCGCGCAACAUCUCCUUCCACACGCUCGAGACCUUCCCCGAGAAACGAUACGGGUUUGUCGACCUGCCUCAAAUGGAGGCCGAGAAGCUGAAAAGGAAGCUCCAUGGCGCCACGUUGAAGGGCUCCAAGAUGCGGAUUGAAAAAGCGCGGCCGGAGGAUCGAGUCGAACCCACGGGUGAUGUGGACACUGAGAUUAAGAGCAAGAAGAGAAAGUCCAAAGAUGAAUCUGAGAGCUCAAAAAGACGAAAGCGAGAUCACAAGGUGGUGGAAGGAGUUGUGCUCGAGGAUCGAAAAGUCAAGCGAGGCUGGACGGAAUCCGCUGAUACAAAACGGAAGAACAAGAAGACCAAGGACAAAUCUACCAAGGACAAGGACCAGGAGAAGAGGAGGCGGCAAAAAUCCAAGUACACAGACCAGGAUGAGUGUCUUCUCAAGACAAAGCUGCCACCGAAUGCGGUGGGCAAUUUGCCGGCAGCAGACGCCCAUAAGAAGAAAAAGAAGAAAGGAAACGUUCGAGAGGUCACGGUUCACGAAUUUGAAAAGACCACCAAAUUCCCCAGUUUCUUGAAGAACACGGCGCCUGAAACAAAUGGUAAGCCGGCAACAGAGUUUGUGGAAGGCAAAGGCUGGGUUGAUGAGGAUGGGAACGUUGUGGAAGUUGUGAAGAAGCAAGAUCUGCCAGUGACGACGCCGAAGCGCAAGGCGUCUUCCAAAAAGGAGGCUGCCGUACAGGAGGAAUCGGAUGAUGACGACACCAGCGGCAGCGGAACGUCGUCAGAGGAAGAGGAGGAUGGAGACUCUGACCCGGAUGAAUCCGAAGCGGUGAAUGUCACAAAAGUUGAGGCUGAAGAGAAGGACAGUGGAAGUAGUUCAGAAGGAGACGAUACAUCCAGCGAUGACUCCUCUAGCGAAGAGGAAGAAGACCCAGCAUCAUCUCCAACCAACAAAGCCGACAACACGAGGCCCAUGUCAUCCAGCUCCUCCAGAAGCCUCAAGAUCAAAAUCCCACCGCCACCCACUACCCCAUCGGCUAGCAAAGUCCACCCCCUCGAAGCGCUCUACAAACGGGCCAAGCCCUCCGAAACAGCAGCAACGCAAACGGCGGCGCAGGAAUCCCAGCCAUUCAGCUUCUUUGGCGGCGGCGACGCCGACGACGAUGACAUUGAAGACGAACCCGCGGCUCCCUCCAUACCCAUGACCCCAUACACCCGACAGGACUUUGAAUGGCGAAACGUCCGAAGCGCCGCGCCAACCCCGGACACCGCGCACCCCAGUCGCACGAGCUUUCCACAAGCAGACGACGUGGACAUGGACGAUGCCGCCGAAGAAGAGGAGGACGAGGAUCAGGAUGGUGAGGAAGGUGCCCCGGCUCGGGGACAAUCGGGAUCGAGUGAUUUCCAGACAUGGUUCUGGGAAAACAGGAGGGACUUGAACAAGUCGUGGAUGGAUAGAAGGAAGGGCGCGGCAAAGGAGAAGAGACAUAGAGAGAACAAAGCGAGGGCUUCCAAGGCGAUUUAG
Metarhizium brunneum ARSEF 3297 is the source of this 1662-nucleotide messenger RNA. RefSeq lists its product as uncharacterized. Lineage: Eukaryota; Fungi; Ascomycota; Sordariomycetes; Hypocreales; Clavicipitaceae. The record is from RefSeq and is a predicted model, not a curated record.